Betta splendens (Siamese fighting fish) is the source of this 1394-nucleotide messenger RNA. RefSeq names its product ankyrin repeat domain 16 (gene ankrd16). The transcript has 9 exons. Lineage: Eukaryota; Metazoa; Chordata; Actinopteri; Anabantiformes; Osphronemidae. The record is from RefSeq and is a predicted model, not a curated record. Gene Ontology annotation, molecular function: protein binding. The coding region runs from base 113 to 1234 and encodes 373 amino acids.
GCUAAGCGUUUCAGGGUGCUUAGAAGGACAGCCAAAGAUUGUCCACAGUUAAAAUUGUUUUUAUAUCGCUGUAGGAUCAGGGACGCAACACCGGGCCGAUCUUCUGCUCAGAAUGGAUGAAAAUUGUUUAAAACAACUGGUGAAGUUCACACAAGACGGACAGCUGGGAUCUGUGGAGAAACAGCUGACGUUAGGCGGCUCGGCGGCGCUUCAGGCAGCCAGAGCAAAACACUUCGGUCGCUCAGGGGACACGUUGCUGCACUACGCUGCCAGACACGGUCACGUGGACGUCGUAGAUUAUCUGUUAAGGCGUGUGGGUAUGGAUGUGGAGGUAUACAACAACGACUACAAGAGACCGCUACAUGAAGCUGCGUCUAUGGGCCAUCACAACUGUGUCGCCUACCUGCUGCGGGUGGGCGCUAAAGUGGACUGCCUGAAGAAGGCGGACUGGACUCCUCUGAUGAUGGCCUGCACUCGGAGAAACCUCGACGUGAUCCAGGAGCUGCUACUUCAUGGUGCCGACCCCGAGCUGAGGAACAAGGAUGGCUGGAAUGCGUUUCACAUCGCCUGCAGGGAGGGUAAUCCUCUCGUCAUACAGCACCUGCUUCGUGUCGUGCCGAACGUGUGGAGGACAGAAAGCAAGAUACGCCGAACGCCUCUGCACACUGCAGCUAUGCACGGCUGUGAGGACGUGGUUAGGAUCUUGCUAGAGAGAUGUGGCUAUACCCCAGACAGCACAGACAGCUGCGGAGUCACUCCCCUGAUGGAUGCUGUCAGAAAUGGUCACAUCUCUGUAGCCAGACUGCUUUUAGAGAAGCACCAGGCAUCUCCUGCAGCAGCCGACUUACUCGGGGCUCAGUCGGUGCACCAGGUCGCUGUCACUGGUCAGGAUCAGGCACUGCAAUUCCUAGUCCAGGAGCUUGGUGUAGAUGUGAACCAGAGAGCCACUGACAUCCAACUCACUGCGCUGCAUUAUGCAGCAAAGGAGGGCCACACAUCCACUAUAAAAUCACUGCUAGACUUGGGAGCAAAUCUUCACAUUAGGGAUAGAAAAGGAAGGACUGCUCUCCACAUGGCUUGCAUUGGGCAGCACAAGGAAGCAGCCAAGGUGCUUCUGCAGCUCGGACUCGAAGACUCAGAAGAUGCAUCGGGCACUACAGCACAGCAGCUUGCAAAGAAACCAGAUGUGCUGCAAGUGUUUAAAUGUGGCCUAUCAGAUACCUCGUCAGAUUAGACCGUGUAGAAUGUGUUAAUUAUUGUGAAAAACCAAAGGCCCAGGCUUCACCUGGACAAUAUUGUUUGCCGACGCCCCUGGCAGCUCUUUUGACUGAUGUGGUUAUUUAAAUACUCUGCAUACAGAUGUAUUAAAUAAAUAUUGACACCUAAUAAUAUUA